This is a messenger RNA of Spodoptera litura, 3164 nucleotides long. RefSeq names its product inositol-tetrakisphosphate 1-kinase. Gene Ontology annotation, cellular component: cytoplasm. Gene Ontology annotation, biological process: inositol trisphosphate metabolic process. Lineage: Eukaryota; Metazoa; Arthropoda; Insecta; Lepidoptera; Noctuidae. The record is from RefSeq and is a predicted model, not a curated record. Gene Ontology annotation, molecular function: ATP binding; inositol-1,3,4-trisphosphate 6-kinase activity; inositol-1,3,4-trisphosphate 5-kinase activity.
GUUUACAUGAUAAACGAUUAAAGACAGACAGCUCGCGCACCAUAAACUAUACUAUCAUAAAAUAACAAUUAUUUAUUUGAGAUAAGACUAUUAUUUACAAUGAACACUAUUUUUAAGGAACUUGAUAUAUCCUAGCAAUAACUCACAGGGGUACAGCAGUUACCUAAUUUAGUCGAUUGCAUAUUGGGAAACUUUAAAGUGAUGUCCUUCUUUUAUGUGUGAAUCAAAUAUGUAAAUCACUGGCACAACACUACUUCCUAAAUUCCUUCCUCAUCAAAUGAUUUGACGUUUGGUCGAUCGCGCCGCAUUUAGCUCCGUGUUAUUAUUGUUUUGUAAUUUUGCCGUGUAGAGUUUAGCAUUUAAAAAAGUAACAUGCUUAUCCUUGUAUUUAAUUUCAAGUUGUUUUUAAAAUCAGUGUUUUUCUAUUGAGUUACAGUUCAAAUCUUUAUUUACAAAAUAUAAUAUAGCAGCAAAUAUUUUAAUUUUUAAUUUAGAAAAAUACUGUAAAGUUUGGCUAAUUCAAUAAUUUUAUUACGAUGGAUAGUUACGAGCCGCAGAAUAAAACCAUUGGUUUAUGGAUGUCUGACAAAAAGAGUCAGAAACAUAACUGGAAGGAAUUUAUAAAGGCGUGUGCUUCUCAUGGAUACAAUUUAGUAAGAUUGGAUUUGGAUAAAUCAUUAGAGGAACAGGGACCAAUUAAUGUGUUCCUUCACAAAUUAACUGAUGUCAUUGCUGCUGCUGAUUAUGGGGACCCAAAGGCAUCAAUAACCAUUAGUCGAGUGGAACAGUACCUGUCAAAUCAUCCGAAUAUAACAGUUAUCGAUCCUUUGGACAAUGUCAGGAUAUUACUUAAUAGAUAUUGUUACUACACAAUCCUACAAGACGAGCCAUCGCUUCGUAAACAAGGAAUAUUCACUCCAUCCUUCGCAGAAUUUACCACAGCUAAUAUAGAAAUGAACAUGGAGAUCAUGAGACAAAGAGGUGUCAAGUUCCCGGUCAUCUGCAAGCCAACCAUAGCUCACGGAUCUAAGUCGGCCCACGAUAUGAUUGUGAUAUUCAAUGAGAAAGGGUUGCAUGUAUGCAAGCCUCCCUGUGUUGUACAGAACUUUGUCAACCAUAAUGCAGUAUUACAUAAAGUUUUCCUAAUAGGAGAUAGGUACCACAUUUGCGAGCGACCUAGCCUAAAGAACUUCUACGCAUCAGAUGAUCUAGAACCAAUUUAUUAUAGUACAGGCGAGGUUUGUAAAGCAGAUAGUCAAUCUACACUUUCAAUCUUAGACCCUCACGAUAAGGCCGAUAUUACAAUGACGCUAAACGAGGACAAGAUCAAAACUAUCAUAAGAAUAUUAAGAAAGAGGAUAGGGUUGCUUUUAGCUGGGUUUGAUGUAGUUAUUGACAAUGUGACUGGUGGACAUGCAGUCAUUGAUAUCAACGUGUACCCAAGCUACGAUAAUUUCCCAAAUUUCUUUGAACACCUACUAGAUUCUAUAGAAGAGGCUGAAGGCAGAAAAGCGAAUAAAGUAUACUCGAAUGGAGAUUGCAACGGUGUGUACGAAGAAGAAUAUUUAGGCCACAAGGUAAACGGUUUAAUUAAUGUUGGAAUGGAUCCUAUAAAAUUCGGUGUAACCGGUAUGAAUAUUAAUUGAUAUAAUAUGGUCAAUGUGUUGAACACUAAUGUAUUUAUCGAUAUUGUUAUUGGAUUUAAAUGACUGCUUUUAUGAGUCAUGUGUGAGUGUGAUUAUGAGCAGACACGCUACUUACUUAUCACAAAGUUGCUUUGGCGAAAUGUUUCGGUUUAAGAUGAAGGCGACUCUUACCGGGAAUUAUAGUCAUGAAUCAUAGCAAUUAAGUAUGUACUACAUCAUAAAUCAAUAACACUAAUUUUGAAACUUCGCUAUAUGAGUUCAAGAUUUAUUAGCUCUAUACCUCGUUACGUAGUACGGUCGUCAAAAAGCAAUACAGUAUUGUGAUAGUUGCCAAAUCGCCAAAUAAAAAGUAGCGUGUCCACUCACAAACCAAAAUAUUGUUACAAUUUGUUUUAAAUGUUAUGUAAAAAACUUAUUUUUGUACACGAUGUAUAAUAUGUUAUAUUUUAUGCACGCUUAUAUUGAGUAUUUAAUCAGAUUCUUUUAUUUUCUUAGAUAAUAAUUUUAAAGGCAAUAUUAGGGUGAUUAUAUUACUGAAGUGAGCAACUUUGGUUUGAAGUUUUUGAGAAUGGAACACAGACAAUGAUGGUAGUAAAGAAUAAUGUGACGUAAACGUAACGUAAUACAGUUGUUCUUUCAAGUUUUCGGCAAAAGGUUUUAAACACCUUGUGUAAUAGUAUAGUUGUGUUAUUAUACUGUUGAGUAAACGUGACUGCAAUUUAUUCAGCGUUUGACAUCAUAUUAUUGUAUUAGACUCUUAUGAGUUGAGUGAGCGCAACUGUGACUACGAACUUAUGAGUCUCUGGAUUCAUCAAUACUCGGCUCCGUGUAAAAGUUCAGUACAGUUUUGAGAAAUCAAUUUAAUGACUACUCAUAGUUUGAUGAGGAAAUAUGAUGUCAUGUCGUGGUAACCGUCUAUGAGAUGUCAUGUUAUAUUAUAUCACUAGAACACAUCAAUUGAUUGUUGAAUCUAUUAUUGACUUAUCGCUUAUGUAUAAUUCAAUUAACGCCUUUCACAACCAGAUGACACGCAGAUACAUUUGUUCGACAGUAUCUAUACACAAAUACACGUAUUACUGUGUAGUUUCGUGUGAUGACACGUUUCAAUCUGUUAUACGUAGAUGGCAGCACUAUCGUGAAUAAGUCGUUAACACAAUCUCGAAUAUUGUUUUUAGUUAAAAGUAACAAAGGAUUCCUAUGGGCAAUAAAUUCCUGUUGUUUAUUAAGUAUUCAAUAUUCCAUAAGUUUAGUAGGUAAGUCAACCGCCAGCCCAUCAAGCUACCCAUUUCUUAGAUGGAAUUUCAGCUUUAUUAAAUUGGAAUUGAGUUGAAAAUCGUUUGGAGUAAUUUGACUGGCGUGUAUCAAGUGAUUAAUUACUAUGUUUUUCGGCUUACUCGCGUAAUUAUUCGACGACGAACUCAACUACUGUCAAGCCAUUCUUGAGGCUUAUAUUCAUGAGCAGCAUUCCGCGACCCGCGACGCGGCGGCUCGCGCUGCUACUGGAAUAAUUACGUGAGU